AUGGAGCAAAACAUGACCACUAACUCAAACAAUUCAAACAGCACAACACAUAGCAACAUGCCUACACACAUUGAUCUUUCCAACAUUGAUGAAAACACAAAGGCGUAUAUAGACGCAGCUUGUCAGGCUUCAUCAAAUGCAAUUAUAUGCAACAUUAAGUCAUACAUUGAUCAAACAAUGGCAACACAAACAAAUCUGAUUAAUAAGCUAAACAAUCGACUAGAUACAUACCUUAACAACCAGCAAGCUCAAAAAACACCAUCUGUCUCCAACAGUUAUAGUCAAGAAAUCAAUUACAACCAAACUAACAAAAAUAACUUAGGUCACAAUCAUGAGUUCAAUAUUGCUAAUCCUCAACAUCCAGAUGAACAAAGUAGUAACAGUACAAACCAACAAGGUAAUUGCCCUCUAACUCCUAUUUUAAACAAUCUCCUAAUCAAUUCGAGAGAUACUAUCACACAAGACAAAGCACAUAUAACAACUCAGCCAACCCCUCAAACCAACUCAAUGAUAUGUUUAAAAUCAACACACCGGAAGUAUCCUUCUAUUGAAUACACUGAUAUAGAAAAUCUCCCACCUGUUCAAGGAUUUAAUAAUCCUCAAGCAGCUCUUAUUGAAAGAAUUCGUCUUUGGUGGAUACUAAACUGGCAUGAAGGGCAAAAGGCAAUAGAAAUGAUUCUAAACAAACCAAACCUACCUAUACGAUUAUGGAAAGCGAUUGCAUUUGGUUCCUAUGCGGACCUACAUGAAUUCACACACAAAAACAUAAAACUAUUUCUAAAAAACAAUGAUGAGGAUCAAACUCUUACAACAGCUGAAGAAGGCACAAUAGCAAUUCGUAAACGUAAUCAGUCACACAAAUUUAAUAAUAUUUCAGAGUGGCUUCUAGCAUUCAAAUCUUAUAUGGAUGCUGUACUUAUAAUUUUUGAUACCAGAGAACAGGAAUUAAACACUUAUCGUGAUCAUAUCAAUUCUCUCUGCAUUAAACAAGAAUUUGAUGCUGUUCUUACAUACGACGAAGAUAGGAGAUUACACUUAACAAUAAAUCGAGACACAACCUUACUUGAUCGCGACCUUGAAGCUUCAGGCGAAAAUUUUGACUCAACAACUACAAAAAGAUAUCGUUCUACCAACUCUCAACAAACUUUUAAAUCUGAUAUUAGCUGGAACAACGGCAAACAAAUAUGCAUAAACUGGAACAAAAAAGCUUGGCCACCCUGA
This is a messenger RNA of Cetraspora pellucida, 1221 nucleotides long. The record is from the annotation of a GenBank genome assembly. NCBI's taxonomy places the organism in Eukaryota, Fungi, Glomeromycota, Glomeromycetes, Diversisporales, Gigasporaceae.